Molecule: messenger RNA, 561 nt
Organism: Pelecanus crispus (Dalmatian pelican)
Lineage: Eukaryota; Metazoa; Chordata; Aves; Pelecaniformes; Pelecanidae
Product: olfactory receptor 14C36
Biological process (GO): G protein-coupled receptor signaling pathway
Cellular component (GO): membrane
Molecular function (GO): olfactory receptor activity; G protein-coupled receptor activity
Source: RefSeq, a predicted model, not a curated record
CUGGGCAUCAGAGCUUGUGUCCACAUGGCAGCAGCUGCCUGGGGCACUGGGUUUCUCAAUGCUGUGUUGCACACAGCCAAUACAUUUUCCCUACCUCUCUGCCAAGGCAAUGCUGUGAGCCAGUUCUUCUGUGAAAUCCCCCACAUCCUCAAGCUCUCCUGCUCAGAUGCCUACCUCAGGGAAGUUGGACGACUUGUGGUUGUUUGUUUUCUUUUUUUGGGAUGUUUUGUUUUCAUUGUGGUGUCCUAUGUGCAGAUCUUCAGGGCUGUGCUGAGGAUCCCCUCUGAGCAGGGAUGCCAAAAAGCCUUCUCCACGUGCCUCCCUCACCUGGCUGUUGUCUCCCUGUUUGUCAGCACUGCCAUGUUUACCUACCUGAAGCCCCCCUCCAUCUCCUCCCCAUCCCUGGACCUGGUGCUGGCAGUUCUGUACUCGGUGGUGCCUCCAGCAGUGAACCCCCUCAUCUACAGCAUGAGGAACCAGGAGCUCAAGGAGGCCUUUAAGAAAGUGAUUUCAUGGAUGAUAUUCAACACAGAUAAAUUUUCCAUUGCUGUUCACAAAUGA